GCCGAGGAAUCGGGACUCGGGAGCCGGCGCCGCAGGAGGUCCCAGCGGCCGAGGCCGAGGCACCCAGGCGUGGAGGUGGGGGGCUGAGGCCCCCCGAGGGGGCCCCCCGCUGCGAUGGGCAACCUGGAGAGCGCCGAGGGGGGUCCGGGCGAGCCGCCCUCGGUCCCGUUGCUGCUGCCGCCCGGCAAGAUGCCGAUGCCCGAGCCCUGCGAGCUGGAGGAGAGAUUCGCCCUGGUGCUGAGCUCCAUGAACCUGCCUCCUGACAAGGCCCGGCUCCUGCGGCAGUAUGACAAUGAGAAGAAGUGGGAUCUGAUCUGUGAUCAGGAACGGUUCCAAGUCAAGAAUCCUCCCCAUACCUACAUCCAGAAACUUCAGAGCUUCUUGGACCCCAGUGUAACUCGGAAGAAGUUCAGGAGGAGAGUACAGGAAUCAACCAAAGUCCUGAGGGAGCUGGAGAUCUCACUUCGUACCAAUCACAUUGGGUGGGUGCGGGAAUUUCUCAAUGAUGAAAACAAAGGCCUGGAUGUACUGGUGGAUUACUUGUCAUUUGCUCAGUGUUCCGUCAUGUUUGACUUUGAGUGUCUGGAGAGUGGUGAUGAUGGUGCAUUUGACAAGCUCCGGUCCUGGAGCAGGUCGAUCGAGGACCUGCAGCCGCCCAGCGCCCUGUCGGCCCCCUUCACCAACAGCCUCGCUCGCUCUGCGCGCCAGUCUGUGCUCCGGUAUAGCACUCUUCCUGGCCGCAGGGCCCUGAAGAACUCCCGCCUCGUGAGCCAAAAGGAUGAUGUCCACGUCUGUAUCCUUUGUCUCAGAGCCAUAAUGAACUAUCAGUAUGGCUUCAACCUGGUAAUGUCCCAUCCUCACGCUGUCAAUGAGAUUGCACUCAGCCUCAACAACAAGAAUCCAAGGACCAAAGCCCUGGUCUUGGAACUCCUGGCAGCUGUGUGUUUGGUACGGGGAGGUCAUGAAAUAAUCCUUGCUGCCUUUGACAAUUUCAAAGAGGUGUGCAAGGAGAUGCACCGCUUUGAGAAACUGAUGGAGUAUUUCCGGAAUGAAGACAGUAACAUUGACUUCAUGGUGGCCUGUAUGCAGUUCAUCAACAUUGUCGUACACUCAGUGGAGGACAUGAACUUCCGGGUCCACCUGCAAUAUGAGUUUACCAAGCUGGGGCUGGAGGAGUUCCUUCAGAAGUCAAGGCACACGGAGAGUGAGAAGCUGCAAGUGCAGAUUCAGGCAUACUUGGACAACGUGUUUGAUGUUGGAGGGUUGUUGGAGGAUGCUGAGACCAAAAAUGUAGCCCUGGAGAAGGUGGAGGAGCUCGAAGAGCAUGUGUCCCAUCUCACAGAGAAGCUUGUGGACCUGGAGAAUGAAAACAUGAUGCGAGUGGCAGAGCUAGAGAAGCAGCUGUUGCAGCGGGAAAAGGAGCUGGAGAGCAUCAAGGAGACCUAUGAGAACACAAGCAACCAGGUGCACACACUCCGGCGGCUCAUUAAGGAGAAGGAGGAGGCCUUCCAACGCCGAUGCCACCUGGAACCAAGUGCCCGGGGCCUAGAGCCCAUGGGUGGUAAUGAGGCCCUGGCCAGGGUAGGACCUGCAGAGCUGAGUGAGAGCACACUGCCCUCCAGCCUGGACCUGCUGGCUCCAGCCCCACCUGCUGAGGAAGCCCUUCCUUUGCCCCCUCCACCGGCUCCACCUUUGCCCCCUCCACCUCCCCCAUUACCAGAUAAGUGUCCCCCUGCCCCACCACUCCCUGGUGCUCCUUCUGUGGUGUUGACCGUGGGCCUGUCAGCCAUUCGCAUUAAGAAACCUAUCAAGACCAAGUUCCGACUGCCAGUCUUCAACUGGACAGCACUAAAACCCAAUCAAAUCAACGGCACUGUCUUCAGUGAACUUGAUGAUGAGAAGAUCUUAGAGGAUCUGGACCUAGACAAAUUUGAAGAGUUGUUUAAGACAAAAGCCCAGGGACCUUCCCUUGACCUCAUCUGCUCCAAGAAUAAGACAGCACAAAAGGCUGCCAGCAAGGUGACCCUUUUGGAAGCCAAUCGUGCCAAGAACCUGGCCAUCACUCUCCGCAAGGCUGGCCGCUCAGCAGAGGAGAUCUGCAGGGCCAUCCACACGUUUGACCUGCAGACACUACCUGUGGACUUCGUGGAGUGCUUGAUGCGCUUCCUGCCCACUGAGGCCGAGGUGAAGCUACUACGGCAGUAUGAGCGCGAGCGUCAGCCCCUCGAGGAGCUGGCCGCUGAAGACCGCUUCAUGCUGCUCUUCAGCAAGGUGGAGCGACUGACCCAGCGAAUGGCUGGCAUGGCCUUUCUGGGCAACUUCCAGGACAAUCUGCAGAUGCUCACACCGCAACUGAAUGCCAUCAUUGCAGCCUCUGCCUCUGUCAAAUCCUCACAGAAGCUGAAGCAAAUGCUGGAGAUCAUACUUGCACUGGGGAACUACAUGAACAGCAGCAAGCGGGGAGCUGUGUAUGGCUUCAAGCUCCAGAGUCUGGAUCUGCUGCUGGAUACGAAGUCCACUGACCGGAAAAUGACACUGCUGCACUUCAUCGCUUUGACAGUGAAGGAGAAAUACCCAGACCUGGCUAACUUCUGGCAUGAGCUUCACUUUGUGGAGAAGGCUGCAGCAGUGUCCCUGGAGAAUGUGCUACUAGAUGUGAAAGAGUUGGGCCGAGGCAUGGAACUGAUUCGGCGGGAAUGCAGCAUUCAUGACAACAGCGUCCUUCGAAGUUUCCUUAGUACCAAUGAAGGCAAACUGGACAAGCUCCAGCGUGAUGCCAAGACUGCUGAGGAGGCCUACAAUGCUGUUGUACGCUACUUUGGCGAGAGUCCUAAGACUACACCUCCUUCUGUAUUUUUCCCAGUAUUUGUCCGGUUUAUUCGUUCUUACAAGGAAGCAGAACAAGAAAAUGAAGCCCGCAAGAAGCAGGAGGAAGUAAUGCGGGAGAAGCAACUGGCUCAGGAAGCCAAGAAGCUGGAUGCCAAGACUCCAUCCCAGCGGAACAAAUGGCAACAGCAGGAGCUAAUUGCAGAGUUGAGGCGGCGCCAAGCUAAGGAGCACCGGCCUGUUUAUGAAGGGAAGGAUGGUACCAUUGAGGACAUCAUCACAGUGUUGAAGAGUGUCCCUUUCACGGCCCGUACUGCCAAGCGGGGCUCACGCUUCUUCUGUGAUGCAGCCCACCACGAUGAGUCAAACUGUUAACCCCCAAGGCUGGGGUCCCUAAAAGGCCUCCAUUGCCAGCCCAUUAUCGUUUGCCAUCAAGCCCGGAGUGCUGGACCACCCAGUGGCCCUCCUCGGGCUCCUGGUCCCCACUGAGAUCUCUUUUGAGGCAGAAGCACAACUCUCAAGUCCUUCAAGUCUGGACAGUGGACCUGAAGCCUGGGGCCCUGUUGAAAGCUAUGCUGCUCUCUCAGCCUUGGCUAACGCAGCUCUGAGGCUGGAUCUUACCUGUGCCACUGUGGGCUCUAGGUCUGUGGGGGCCUGACACUUCCCUAGUGCCUCCCAGAGUGUAUUUUGCCUCCUUUUCCUGAAGGGUCAAAUCAGGUCUGGGAAAAAGUGCUUCUAGCUUUAGCCUUCACAGGAGUACUGUGGCCUUUUCCCCACUAGGGCUCAAUGGGAUGAGAGGAGAGAGGAGAGGAGAGGAGAAUGCUACUCUCCCAUCCUUUUUCCUUCCUUUUUAAAAUUUUUUUCUUAUUUUUUUGAAGUCUCAUGGUAAGCUUUGGUCUACAAGAAUCCAGGCUCUGAAAUUUCUUAUACUCUGCCAAUCUGAGAUCAUCUCACGAGGAGUUAAGGACCUUCUAUGCGUUUGUGAAAAGGGCAGAGGAGCAAUGCCAGGCCCACUGCCCCCUUCCCUUUGGCCUCAUCCACACUAGGCAGCUGCUGACCUUCCUGCAGUAGGCUGAAGAGCAAAGGUGCUUUCUGUCAGUCCAAGGCUGCUCCAGUGUGCCAGUCAUCUCUUCACUUAGGUGGGAUUUGGCAGGGGACAAGAGGCAUGAAGGGUCUUCAUAGACUAUUUGUUCAGUUCCCUACCAGCUUCUUAGACUCUGUAAAGGAAUGUGGGAGCCACUUCCUUUUGUACAUGUACAACUUCCCUCUUCUCUUGUACAUAAACCCCUAAUUAUCCCUCAACAAAGGCUUGAAGCACCA
Jaculus jaculus (lesser Egyptian jerboa) is the source of this 4146-nucleotide messenger RNA. RefSeq names its product formin like 3 (gene Fmnl3). Gene Ontology annotation, molecular function: actin filament binding; small GTPase binding. The record is from RefSeq and is a predicted model, not a curated record. Gene Ontology annotation, biological process: regulation of cell shape; cell migration; cortical actin cytoskeleton organization. Bases 115 to 3201 code for a protein of 1028 amino acids. Lineage: Eukaryota; Metazoa; Chordata; Mammalia; Rodentia; Dipodidae. The transcript has 27 exons. Gene Ontology annotation, cellular component: cytosol.